AGACCGAAAACAACAGGAAAGUUCUCAUAACGCACCACUGGUAAUCUGUAGGACCUAACAGUAAGCAGACGCUCAUUGUGCUUCCUUAUAUAGCUGCUCGGACCCAUCAGACAACUUCUCAACAAGGUUUUCAUGGAUGGCCUCUCAAGAUUUCAAGGGUGCAUUGUGAGGUGCCGUGCUUCCCCGUUGUGACGGACCGAGGCAGGACUGCCUACAAGAAGACCGGGCUCUGUGAAAAAGAGGAACAAGGAACUGCUGCAGAGUAAAUGAUGGACUUAGCUAUCUGACUGAGUCCUGCAUCUCCGGGGGGCAUAAGCGACAAAACCCCCGAGCGAUUACUCCAGGCUACAGGCACACAACCGGUAGUUAGACUGGAUCAAAUUGCCCACUUGUAUAAAUGGGUCCGUCUCUGAGGGCCGUGAAAAAGGCGCCCCGUCCCUACUGAGCGUGUAUUCAGGGCGGGUCGAGAGACUUGGACACCCCACCUGCCGUUCUAGGGCUUUCCUUCCACCCAAAAUUUUAAAGACGGCAGACCUCCCCGCUGUAUUAGGACAGGCACAAAAGCAAGCGAUCGAGUUGCAAAGGUGGCUAAUGCGUUUCUGGUUUAAACUUCUGACGACGCUAGUUUGAUUCCUUUGGAACGCGCCACGGCCCCAGUUUACCAUCAUUUACACGGCAGCAAUUGGAAGUUAAGCCUCAGAUUUGUUUUGCUGGGAGUUAACACGACUUGGAGAUAUCUGACGCCUUUCUUCGAGUCAAGCUGUCGAUAGAUGUGGACAGUCGUGUUGGAACAGCGAGCCAAUUAAACGCCUAGGCCUACACCCUUCUGGUCAGCUGGCCGAAAUUACCGGCGUUAAUGACAAUGUUGUCUGCAGCCAUAUGUAAUCAGGGAGCGCCCGACCAGACUAGACGAACCCUUCCCGAAAUGGAGCUCUCAUUGUGUCAGUUGUAAUUACAGAGAUACCGAUCAAUCAGUCUUUAUGGAGCACUGACCAACUAAAUUAUCAGUCCAGAAAGAGGGUUUAAAAUUCACGGUAUUGGACCAGAACUGUCACAGAGCGGACAGAGCUUAAGCCGUGGAGACGUCAUACCAUUACACCAGCACAGUGUUUCCCAAGGAACAACUGGAGACAGCAGUCGUCUUCAUGUACGAAAAGUUUGGAAUAUUAUGAGAGUUUUUCACUGAAGCUUUGUGCCUUUUGUAGGAAACUUUGUGUGUGGUGAAAAUUGGAUGAAAUUUAAAAUUCUUCAAAAGAUGUUGUUGGAUGUGAAAGUGAUUCAUUUGUAAUUCAAGUGAAUUUUAUAAUCUCCUUGACAACGUUGUUUAUAUAGGAUGUCGUGAAUUUGUGCUGUGGAUAGAUAUCAAACAUGGAUAUGUUAAUUGUUGCGAAUAGCUCCCCUCCGGUUCAGGAACUUGGAGAAGUGUUCCAAGGAAGCGUUCACACCGCCACGAAGGCCGUCUGCACAGUUCUCGUUCUAUUUGUGCUUUUCCUCGGCUGUUUUGGCAACGCUUUAGUCUUCCUGUCCGCAUCGGAACUGAAGAAACUGCGGUCUAACUUCGAUGUGUUUAUUCUCAAUUUAGCUAUGGCGGAUUUUUUAAUGUGCAGCUGCCUAUCACCGGUGUUUUUGUACGUGCUUUUCGCCGAGCCGCCCUACCCCCGAGUUUUCUGUAGUAGCUUCUUAUUCUUAGGCUCCGCUUGUGGACUUCUCUCUUUGUUGACACUGGUCUCAAUUGCGCUCCACCGCCAGGCCCGUGUGGUGGGGCAGACGAAAGGGGCGCUGACCUCGUGUCAAGCGGGGGUUGCUCUCGGCUUUAUUUGGACAACCAGCAUUGUCUUAGCCCUCGGAGGCACCAUCCAUGUCACCCUGAGCUGGCCGGAGACCCAGACCUCCUGUCAAAUGAUAGUCAACAGUCACGAUCGUCUGGUUUACAACUUUGUCCUCUUCUUCAUCGCCCCGGUUUCCGUCCUCAGUUUCAUCAUCAUCGCUAUGGCGUACACCGUCAUCGCCUGGGCCGUACACAGUCAAAGUAAGACAUGUAGGCCCGCGCAAGGACAGAUGCCAAAAUCCACCCGGUGGGAUGUACAACAACGUCAGUCAACGAACUGUAGCGGGAACGUCAGGGAUGUGAAAGCUAAGCGCACCAGUCCCCACGGAAAACAGGCAGUAGCUGGUCAGUCUCACCUGGAUAAAGAAAAUAAAGCGAUGACCAUGUGCUUUGUGGUGACAUUGACUAUCAUCUUAUGCUGGGGCCCGCUGGUCAUCUCGCAGUUUGUAGAACUUUUGGUGGGUGAAUCGAUUAUUCUGUACCAGGUGAAAAUAUGUGGGAUUGCGUUGGUGUUUCUGAACAGCGCCUUAGACCCGUACAUUUACGCUCAAUACAGCAGCAAAACCAAACAACGUUACCUCAAGUGCUUCAAAAAGCUUUUGACUUUCGAAUGUAAGAAAAGUGGCAAUCGGAUUAGACUACAAAAUACGGUGAACGCUAGUCUGAGUGCCAUCAAACAGAAAUCAUCCAACAAUGACCAAGAGACGAACACUGUUCACCUUGCAUCCCCAAAACUCCAUAGAAAAGUGUUCAUAGAUAGGAGCGUGGGACCAGGCGUCCCCUUAUCGUACAGAACGGUUUUAGUGAGCAGUCAUUUAGUUCACCCCUAUUCAAAGCAACAUAUGAAAAGCAAAUCGAGCUUGGUUAUUCAAGGAUGCUGUGCCCAGAAGUGUCACUCUCAAAUAGAAUCGUGUAAACAUAUGGACUACAAACAAACAGCAAGGAACUGUCCGUGUUCGUCCCCACCACAUUCCAGCUUUUCACCACAACCUAAACAGAUGUACAGUGUUUUACAAACAUAGACAAUCUUCCUUUAACUCGAAAUCCUGCACGCAUGUGACAGCUUUCUGUCGGAUAUGCUGUAUGGUCACUUUUUGUACAACGUAAAUAUAAUUUAUGUCUCAGUGAUUUAACAUAAGUUUGCUUUACGCAAAUGUAUGUUUUACCGAGAACUUUAAACAAAUGUAUGUUUUA
Molecule: messenger RNA, 3022 nt
Organism: Liolophura sinensis
Lineage: Eukaryota; Metazoa; Mollusca; Polyplacophora; Chitonida; Chitonidae
Product: probable G-protein coupled receptor 75
Exons: 2
Coding region: 1369-2850 (493 amino acids)
Biological process (GO): G protein-coupled receptor signaling pathway
Cellular component (GO): membrane
Molecular function (GO): G protein-coupled receptor activity
Source: RefSeq, a predicted model, not a curated record